Selaginella moellendorffii is the source of this 1263-nucleotide messenger RNA. RefSeq names its product beta-carotene hydroxylase 2, chloroplastic. Lineage: Eukaryota; Viridiplantae; Streptophyta; Lycopodiopsida; Selaginellales; Selaginellaceae. The transcript has 7 exons. Bases 56 to 964 code for a protein of 302 amino acids. Gene Ontology annotation, molecular function: beta-carotene 3-hydroxylase activity; iron ion binding. Gene Ontology annotation, cellular component: chloroplast. Gene Ontology annotation, biological process: xanthophyll biosynthetic process; carotene metabolic process. The record is from RefSeq and is a predicted model, not a curated record.
GCCAUGUGAGGCUUGAAAUGAGGCACUCCAGUGGGCGCUGGAGGCAAGCUUCUCCAUGGGCGCGUAUUCGAUGCUCACGGUCCCCUACAAGCUCCGGAUCCUGGGCGGCCUAGAGCGAUCGCUGCUACCAUCGCUACACUCGGUGAUGAUGUCUUCGUCCAAUUGUGGCGCCAGCUCCAGUCGCGCUGCCAGGGCUCGCAGAUUCGUGCUCGCUGCCGCGGGGCGCGAGCAGGGCGGCAAUGCCGGCGAGCAAUUGGCGCUGCCCAAGUCGGAGAUUGUGAAGGAGCCGAGGAGUUCUUUGAGAGAAGUGGCUAGUUCUUCCAGCUCUAGGAUCAAGGCGGAGAGGAGUACCUACUUGUUUGCGGCGGUGGCCUCCACGGUGGGAAUCACGACGCUGGCAGCUGCGUCAGUGUACUAUAGAUUCGUGUGGCAAAUGCAGGGAAGUGGCGAGGUGCCAGUGCUAGAGAUGUUUGGAACUUUCUCCUUGGCGUUUGGAGCAGCGGUUGGCAUGGAGUUCUGGGCUCGAUGGGCUCACAAAGCAUUGUGGCACGCUUCUCUCUGGGAUAUGCACGAGUCACACCAUCGGCCCCGCGAAGGUCCAUUCGAGCUCAACGACGUUUUCGCCAUCGUGAAUGCGGUGCCAGCGAUCGCGCUCCUCGCGUAUGGUUUCUUCAACAAAGGUCUCUUCCCGGGCUUGUGCUUUGGAGCGGGCUUGGGGAUCACAGUGUUUGGAAUGGCUUAUAUGUUCGUGCAUGACGGCUUAGUUCAUCGUCGAUUCCCGGUUGGACCCAUCGCAAACGUUCCUUACUUCCAGAAAGUAGCAGCAGCACACAAACUCCAUCACGCUGAUUUGUUUCAAGGUGUUCCAUACGGGCUUUUCUUGGGCCCAAAGGAGCUCGAAGAAGUGGGAGGCUCGGAAGAACUGGAGAGAGUGAUGAAUCUACGCAAGAAAGCACAGACGUAGAGCUCUCCGUAGCACCGUUUUUUUUCUUCUUUUUUAUUUCUACUGGGGAGAGAUCUCGUAACCCAAUCGUCAGCUGCUGCCGCUUUUGCUGCAAAGCAGAGAUAUUUUUUUUUUUUGGCACUAAAAGUGGAAUGCUAGCAGUUUUGUCCGUCUGACACUUGCGAGUAUGUUCUAGCGCCCAGUAGAGAGAAUCUGAACGAUAGGCCACAGAUCUGGAAUCUCUCCAAAGUGGACCACGUAUACGUGGUUUGUAUCCUAUUAUACAAGAAAUUUGGAGCUCUAGAAGCCUCACAAGCAAA